Molecule: messenger RNA, 769 nt
Organism: Impatiens glandulifera
Lineage: Eukaryota; Viridiplantae; Streptophyta; Magnoliopsida; Ericales; Balsaminaceae
Exons: 2
Coding region: 106-690 (194 amino acids)
Source: RefSeq, a predicted model, not a curated record
GAUAUUUUCAAGGAUUAUUUGAAAAACAUCAAGAUUAAAAGACCCUUCUUUGUUCUCUCUUUACAUAUAACCUGAAAUUCUCAGUUUGUUCUACAGAUUUUAGCAAUGACAAAGACAAGAACUGAUCGGAAACCACCACUUCCAAGAUCUCCGAUUCAUGUCCGAUCAGGGCGAGUUCUUAGACCCAGUAUUUUCAUCAACACUGCACAAUCUCAACAGGGUUCUUUAAUGAAAACCAUACCAAUGGAAUUACAGAUCUUACCAGAUGACAAAAUCUGGUGUGGAAUUCGGGAAAUGGCUAAGAUUUCGGAGAAUGGCGAAAAUGGGGUUAAUUUGUUUAAAAGGGGAAGGUUUUAUGAUGAGUAUGCUGUUAGAAGGAAUGAGAGGUUGAAGAUGAAGCAAAUUAGUGAAGUUAAUGAGGAGAAAAUUGAGGUUGUUGAUAAAGAAGUGGAUUUGGGAUUUGAGAAAAAGAGGGAUUUGAAGAAAUUUAAUGAUUCGAAAAGUUUGAUUUCAAGAACUCCAUUGAUUGAGAGGAAAGAGAAUAUAAAUCAGAAUUCGAAUUCUAGGUAUAUGUUGAGAAGUAUGACGAAGGAGAUGAAGAAACCGGCCUCGUCUUUGCCGCCGUUGGGUUCGACUAGCUCGGUCGGAGGAGAAAGGAAGACCGUCGGCCGCCGUGGCCGGAAAAUUUGAUAAUUUCUUUUAAAUUUUGAGUUAUAGUUUGAAAAUGGGAAUACUUAUUUGGAAACUUAUAAAAUGAAAAUAAAAAUGA